Salvia splendens (bonfire salvia) is the source of this 3559-nucleotide messenger RNA. RefSeq lists its product as uncharacterized. Bases 1429 to 3447 code for a protein of 672 amino acids. The transcript is spliced from 2 exons. The record is from RefSeq and is a predicted model, not a curated record. NCBI's taxonomy places the organism in Eukaryota, Viridiplantae, Streptophyta, Magnoliopsida, Lamiales, Lamiaceae.
CAUUAGAGUUUUCUUUUUGAGAAUCAUUUCUUCUAAGUUUUUGAGCGUUUUGUUGUGACUAAGUAUCAGAGUCUCUCCAGGGACGGCCAUUCCGGACUUGUACGUCUUCACUAGUGCGCAUACACCUAUCUCGGCUUCACCUUCGGUCCGGUUACCAGAAGUUUUUUUUUUCAAUUUCCCUUUAUCUUGCUAUAUAGUUUUUUAAAACAUAUUCUAAUCUUAGUUACUCAACUUUCAUUUUAUUCAGUAAUUUUAGUUUUGAUUAUAAAUGGUACUCCAUAUAACAUUCUGUAAAUAAUAUUUCAUCCGUACAGUGCACACUUGGUUGGUGUAGCAUGGGCUCAAAUAAAAGUUAGUAGAUAUUGUGUUAAAUGAGCAAAGAAAUGACUCCGUUGUAAUUUUUUUAUGUUAGUUAAUGACAUGACAUUGAUAAAGGUAAGUCAUGUUGUGUGCUUUUUGAAGAGAUAGAAUAUAAAUUAAAGGGUUCAAUUUUAAAUUAAAGUUAAUUUUUUAACAUAAAAUUGUACUCCAGCACUCCCUUUGUCCCAAGGUAGAUGUCACACUUGGGAGAUAACACAAGAUUUUAGGAGAUGUUAUUUUGUGUGUUAAACGAUGAGAGAAAAUAUAAUUUUAUAAUUGAUGUGAGAUGAGUCUUUUUCCAAAAGAGAAAAUGUGACAUCUUUUAUUGGACAAACUAAAAGGAAAGUGUGACAUCUACUAUGAGACGGAGUGAGUAUCAUAGUUUAAAUCAAUAUGAAACUUUAUUCGACCAUAUUUCACUCUUUUUUGUAUACAGUAUUCAGAUUACAGAUGUUAUAGAGUCAUUAAUAUAAGAUGAGAUAAGCCCAAAAAGCUUGAAUCGAACCUCUAUAAAAUUGUUUACUCAUUAUUCGAUUUUCUUGUUCUAUAAGUUCAGAAUUUCAACUAAAAGUUUACUGAUCUGUAUGACAAUAAGUAACACUCCUUCCAUCCCAUAGAAACUAACUAAAUUUUUUUUCAUCCAUCCCAUUAAAAUAGUUCAUAUUCAUUUAUAGUUUUUUCCCCUUUCUAUGGCCCCACCAUCCACUAUAGUAUUUCAACUAUUUUUUUCUCCUUCUAUCUUAUUUUUACCAAUUGCACAUUAAAAUCAAUAUCGUCCCCAAAUAACUCAUUUCUAUGGAACAAAGGGAACACUGUUACAUUUUUUUACUAGCAAUACUUUAAGUAUUUUAUUUUUACAUUUCUCUUUUAUUUUAUCAAUUUUAAAUUAAAAUCCAUGUCCACGAGCUAGCUAUUUUCCGUUGACAGAGGGACAUAACAUGCUAAAAAGAUGUACAAUCUUCAUUGAACAUAUAUUAUAUGAUUAGUUUGUUGGAAAUGUUUGAUAGCUAGAAGGUAGUAAUACUGUUUACAUCAUUUAUGUGUAGAGAUAGUUAAGAAGAAGGCAUAAUGAUGAGGGAGAAGGAAAAAGAAGAGGAGGAGGAGGAGGAGGGGAUAAAGAGAGAGAUGGUGAAGCAUGGUAUCCACGGGCAUCCGCUUACUUUGGUGGAAAGCCGUAGAAGAGCUGCAUGUAGUGGUUGUGGAAGGCCUAUUAGUAGCGGAGAUCAAGUGUACAUGUAUGAAUAUCGGCACAACAACUUAUUCCUACAUGAAGAAUGCGCGGAACUGCCGAGAAAGAUGAGACACGCAUUGCACCCACAACACACGCUCACUCAAGAAUGGACCAAAGUUUACAAGUCUUGUUCAAUCUGCGCUUACACCAAUAUUCUUACAAAUGGAAUUAUGUACAGAUGUAGGAGCGCGGGGUGUAAGUUUGUGUUGCACUAUAGAUGCGUGGUGAAGGAUGCAGCCGCUUAUGAUUAUGAUGAGGAUGAGGAUGACAGAAGAACGAAGAUAACCCACCCGAGUCACCUCAAACAUGAACUGAAGUUGUUGAGGAGGGAUUGUUCCUUCAAGUGCGAUGCUUGCGGAACCACAAGCAAAGAGAGUUCCUACACAUGCACCGCAGAUGCUUGUCAAUACUGGAUCCAUGAGAGAUGUGCUUUCUUGCCUCAAACCAUCGACAGGGAAGACCACCAUCACAAACUCUCUCUCUCUUUUCGUGUCCCCCCUGAGUAUAUCAGAUUUAACUAUAAAUGUGAUGUAUGUAGCAAAUAUUUUAUGCCCGACUACUGGAUAUAUCAUUGCAAGCUUUGCAGAUAUGUUGUCCAUCUCAAGUGCGCCUUCAAGAAAUUGCCCCACUACACUAGAGGAAAGAAUGGUUGGAUUAUGGAGUUUCCAAUUCCAAGAAACGCUGUGGGUGAGGACCUAAUUGGAGCUUUUGUAAGGAGACAAGGAGUUGAAGCAUAUACACAACCACCCAUCCCUCAUCAAGAUGAUGUUGAUUAUGAGUUCCACCAUCACAAACUCACAUUAGUCUCAUCUUCAUCUUCAUCUUCAUCAUUUCAAGAAGAAAAAGAAGAAAAUGGUGAUGACGACGAUGAUGAGGAAGACUACUCUAGUAGAAAGUCGGAGUUAAUAUGUGAUGGGUGCAUUACUCCAAUAUUUCUGAAACAAACAUCAACUUCUUCUUGUUUAGGUAGUAGUAGUAGUAAAGAUAACUACUACUACUACAUGAGAUGUAGCAUGAGAUCGUGCAAAUACUAUCUCCACUUGGCGUGCUUCCACAUGCCACCUCAGCUCCCUUCUCUUCCUCUCCUCCACCAUCGUGAUCACAGCCUUGUCCUUCGAUCCGGUGACAAUCGUAAACCAUGGUAUCCGCAACGAUGCAGCGUCUGUGAUAAAGAAACGAAUGGUCUGUAUUAUGGUUGCACAAUAUGUAAAGAGUUCAAAGUAGAUAUAAAGUGCACUUCAAUGCCGGGCACCAUAUAUCACGCAGCUCACCCGAACCAUCUCCUCGACCUUCUCUCCAAAGACGAGGCUCGGAGCUUAGCUUACUUUAAAUGCGAUGCUGGGUGUGAUUCAAGGCCGGCUCUUAACGAAGCACCGUACAAAUGCAGAAGCUGUGAUUUCAUGGUGCACCUCAAAUGCGCAGGGCUGCCGGAAUCAGCCACCAGUCGUAGAUGGGACAAGCACCACCCGCUGCUGUUGACGCACGACGCCACUGUAAACCGUCCUGGUGAUUUCUACUGCGAUCAGUGCGAGCAAGAAAUGAACCCCAGGAGUUGGAUGUAUCGCUGCCGCAGCUGCGACGUAUCCUUCCAUCCGGACUGCCUCAAAACUACAUGCGGCGAGUAUAGAAACAUCAAGAUUGGUCAAAAAUAUGUGAUCAAGGAAGCUCACUGCCACACACUCACCUAUCAACUUCUCACUACAAAACGCAAAUGCAACACGUGUGGUAAGGAUAAGCACGAGAGGCCUGGAUUUUACUGUGCAUUAUGCAACUUUUUCAUUUGCUUCUACUGUUGGUUCUUUGAUUCUAGCAUAAAAUACUUCCUCCGUCCCGAGGCAGAUGUCACACUUGUGUGAUCAUAUGGAGUUUUAGGAGAUCGCUUGUUGUUUUGUUUGUUAAAUGAAAAUAAAAAUAUAUUUUUAUAUAUUAAUUGAGAUGACACUUUCAGAAAUCAAAUACUCUAUCCUG